CUGAGCCCAUCGUGCCAGAGCCCCCCAGAGCGCGUCCAAGGAAAGCUCGGUGCUUUGGGCCCGUCUCAUAGCCUCUCCUACCAAAGUCUAUUCUUUCCGCGCUUCCCCAUCGAAGCUCUUCCCCCCGGCGCGGGUCGCGCCUAGGCAAAGAUGGAGUUCCAACAGCCGCAGAAUGGCAUGUACGAUCCCUCCUCAUUUAUCGAUCCCAGCGCCAUCGCGAAUCCCCAGAUGAAUGGCACCCGACCGUACCCAAUGUCGUCGAUACCUCAGAAACGCGAUUCCACCGGCGCCGCCCUCUCGCGCUCGCAAACCCCAUCACAACAACCUCAAUUCGGCUUCCCCCAGCAGGGUUUCGCACAUACUCCCUCUCCUACCAUGCAGAAUCAGCAUUUCCGACCCGGCCAAGUCGUACCGCAAAGAAUGCAGUCGCCGGCGCAGAAUCCUCACGCUCCCCAAAUGUCACCCAUGGGCUUCAACCAAGGCGCUCCCAUGCAGCAACCAUUUGAUCCCAGCGGUGCUGGACAGUAUCAGGGCGUCCAGCUGUCGCAGCAUCUGCAGAGUCGCCAGCAAGAGGCACAGAGGCGCUAUCAGAUGCAAAUGCAACAACAGCAGCAGCAGAUGAAUAAUCUGGCCUCGAGCAACUUCGCUGCACAGCAACGGCACCAGGCUGGUCAGAUGCAGGGAAUGCCGAUGCAAUAUGCUGGCGCUCGGCCGGGAAUGAUGCAGGGCCAGAUACAGAAUGUACCCGAUCAGUCACAAGCCUUUGUAAAGAAUGUAGCUGCAUUCAUGGCCCAGAACAACCGACCUUUCAACAUGCAGCCCAUGGCUGCUGGCCGAGUUAUCAACCUGCAGCACCUUUACUAUGUCGUCAUGAAGCUUAGGGGCUGGAAAAGUGUCAACCAGAAUGGUCAGUGGGCAAAAGUCGCGCAGACCAUGGGCUUCGACCUGAGGCAGUUCCCCAAUGCGCCCGAGGAGCUACGGAUUGCGUACGGCCAAAAUCUGGUGCUCUAUGAGCAGUACGCUCUCCAGUCACAGCAACGACAAAGGAUGAAUCAGAUGCAACCGCAUAUGGCAGGAGUGCCACCACAAAUGUCGCCUACCCGACCUUCAAUACCAGGCGCACCCAACAACACGACGGUAAACCCAGAGUACUUGCAGCAGCUGCAGAAAAGUAGACUCGCGGCCGCGCAGCAGCAACAGCUCAAUCCUGCGUUACAACAGACCCCACAACAGCCGACGUUUGAUGCGGCAAUGCAGCAGCAACAGCAGCUCGGCCAGAUGAUGCCACUGCAGAAUAAUGUCGCAUUGGAGGGAGUGAAUGGCCGCAGUACACCACAGACCGAAGGAAAACCACCUAGCAGCGCAUUGGAGCAACACCGCAAGAGCCUGAGCCGGCAGCUCGAGUCUACCCCAGAUCAGCCUUCGCCGGUUGCAGGAGUCCACUCCGCGCCUCCCAUUCCAGACAAAGCCAAGGAGGAGACGGCAGUUGAGAAGAUCAAUUUACCUACCGAUAUGGUGGAAGGUAAAGUGACGUACAGGCCGUCGUGGAGGGUGAUAGAUCGGUGGUCCGGAUUAGAUUUCGACGCAGAGAAUUUCAAGAAGCGCGUAGAUGAGCUGGUAUACUACCGGCCAAAUGUCCCGUCGUUGCCGGAGAUGGGUGUCAUCGACAUACGCGCUCUGACCAUGAGCAUCCGGUCCGGCCUUCACGCAGAAACUAGACUUGCACUAGAUAUGCUCGCGAAACUCAGUCAUGAACAGCAGUUGACGCUUGAACUGGAAAAGUGCGAAGAUUUGGUGGAGGUACUCGUUGAUUACGGUGAAGACCUCCUGGACACGUUGGCCAACGACAAUCCCGAAGUUAGCGACAUCGUGGAUUUGACGCCGUAUGAAGAUGUGCUGCAUAACUGCAACGCCGAGGUGUACUCUCUGCAAGAUCCACCCGCAUUCGGAAGCAAAGCCUACGAGUUGGACCGAACGGCCGACCGCCUGCUCGCAAUAACCACCAUCUUCCGAAACCUGUCCUUCCUCGAGAUCAACCACGCAGCUCUAUCCACUCCUCAAGUCCUAAAGUUCUUUUCCAACGCAAUACGGCUGGUCGGAACCCGGGUCCUCCUUCUCCGCACUCAUGUCAAUACCUUCGACUUCAUGAAAGAUCUCGUCACCUUUUUCUCCAACACGAGCACAAAAAUAAGCCUGCCCUCCCGCGAAGACGCCUACAUCAUUCUCCACUUCCUCUGCGCCUUUGCACCCAUCCCGCGUCCCACUGUCCCCGUCAAGUUCACCCCUUACAACCCGCGCAUCCACCGUUGCCUCCCCUCCGCCGUCGACAGCCUGGCCAAACUCCUCGCUCGCGACGACCCCAACCGGACCUAUUACAAACAGAUCUUCAUCAACGAAUCAACCUCGUCACCACCAUACGACCUCCUGACCCGCGCCUUUGGCCUCGCCAUCGCCGUCGUCCCCGACCGCACAUCAGGCAUCCUGCACCAGGUACACGAGACGGCGCCAACGACCGUCCGGCAGUACGAAGCGCGCAUCGCCGAGCUACGGAAACCGUACCUCAUGCAAGGCAUGCUCGCGGCCGACAUCCUCGCCAGCCUCGCACCCGGCCCCGAAACGGGUGUCUGCAGAUCCUGGCUCGAGAGCGAGGACGGCUGGGCUGUCAGUCUGCUGAAGUUCGCCAUGAGCCUUUGUGCGACGGACGCCAUGUAUGGACCGCAGCAACAGGUGCAGGCGCAGGCACAGGCGCAGGGAAGGGGCCAGAGACCGAUGGACCACGACGUCCAGGGGUUUCAGCUCAUUGUGCAUAGGGCGCUGAGUAUGAUCAAGCGGUUGGGGGAGAAGUCGAAGGGGAUGUAUGGGGGCGUGCUUGUUAAAGGGGGUCCUGCGACUUCGUCCUCUUCCUCGGUUGGAGGUGCUGUGAAUGGUCAUAAGCAACGGGAGGGAGGGAAGAGUGGGGAUCGGAAUGGGGCAAUGUCGGCCGAUGGGGAGGACGGGGAGAAGGGAGAGGAGAGGAGCGACGACGAGGACGAGGAUGAGGAUAUGGAGACGCUGAGUGUGGGCGGGAACGUGUGGCGCGUCAAGGCGGAUGUGCUGCCGAAGAAGGAGACUUUGCUGAGUGCGCUCCUGAUGAAAAGUCUGGAUGCGAGGAGUCUGAGGCAGUUUUGUGGAAUUGGGUAUUUGGAUGAUGCGACGUAGGCGGUCGUAGCAAGUGGUGGAUUGAAAAGAGGCUUGGAGUUGGGAGUGGGUGUACAGUCUGCUUUUGUGAGGCAUAACCCUAGCAUAGCGUGCUUGCAUGCGAUUUUGUGGAGUUGGCGUAGAGUGGAGCACAAUGGGAUUUUAUGGGCUCGCGCUGGGCAAGUUUUUUUGAGAUUUGGAGCCAUAUGUACACUGUUUGCACUUGCUGCAUCCCAUCUAGCUUGCUUAUUUUGUGCCUUCGUCGAAGGGUGGAUCAGCAUAUGGAGGAUCUUUUCUGUGUUUUGCUGGUAUUCUCGAUUUGAUAUACCUACCC
Molecule: messenger RNA, 3511 nt
Organism: Westerdykella ornata
Lineage: Eukaryota; Fungi; Ascomycota; Dothideomycetes; Pleosporales; Sporormiaceae
Exons: 2
Coding region: 151-3198 (1015 amino acids)
Biological process (GO): regulation of transcription by RNA polymerase II
Cellular component (GO): nucleus; SWI/SNF complex
Molecular function (GO): transcription cis-regulatory region binding
Source: RefSeq, a predicted model, not a curated record